Anopheles funestus (African malaria mosquito) is the source of this 10107-nucleotide messenger RNA. It is a transcript of the gene nolo, whose product is annotated as protein madd-4. Gene Ontology annotation, molecular function: metalloendopeptidase activity. Bases 1360 to 5289 code for a protein of 1309 amino acids. The record is from RefSeq and is a predicted model, not a curated record. Lineage: Eukaryota; Metazoa; Arthropoda; Insecta; Diptera; Culicidae. Gene Ontology annotation, biological process: extracellular matrix organization. The transcript is spliced from 20 exons. Gene Ontology annotation, cellular component: extracellular matrix.
GGUACGCGCCAUUCGUAUACGGGACUUCGUGCCAUCGGUAUCGGGAUUUUUGGCCAGCAGCUCCGGUUCUGUCGCAGCUCCGUUCAACGUGUCCGUGUCAAUGCGUGUGUGUAUGUGCAUGCGUAGGUGGGUGCAUAAGCAUAGGUGUAUGUUGGCGUGAGUGUAUGUGGCGGAAGGCAUUUUACGGUGUGAUUUUGUCAGUGAAAGUGAAAAACGGUGGGGUGAAAUUUAAGUGAGGCCAAGGUGGUAAGGUUAGCGCCUUGAAGUGCGGUGAUCCGGCUGAUCGAUACGAGCGCGCAAAGCCGGGCCAUUAACAGGAUAAUCUGGUGCGUCGCAGGUGAUUUGAAUGAAUUUCCUCCCGGUUCUUGAAGGAUUCAGCUCGGAAGCGGUUUUGGUUUGCAUAAGCAUUACCUUAGUGAAUGGUUUUUGGUGGUAGUGGUGUUUGGCUUUGCGCACUAAUUUAAUUAGUGUGUGAGCAGGAAGAGAAUUUUACGGGCGAAUAACAAAAAAAGGAGCUCCGACUUCUGAAAUCAUUCAUUGAACCAGUAGAAGCUGGUAACAAUAUGUUUGGUUUGUGAUUAAUUUUGGUAAUGAAAUUAGCUUAUUGUGAAAAGUGUAAAGGUACACGACUGAGUUAAAAACGCUUAAACUGUGCAGGAAGCUUUCCAGUGUCCGCCUUUUCUUGAAGAAUAUCAACGGAUAAGAAUUUCCACGGAACUUGUCCGACAAGUGUAAAAGUGUUAUAAAAAAACCGGUGCUUUUUGCAAAAGAAAAACAUAAAUGUGAGAAAGUGAUGCACAAUUGCUUAAAAAAUAACGAUUAUAGUGAAGAGUCUAGAUAAAAAUUGGAAAAGAAAACGGAAGUACAUAAGCAAAGGCGAUUUGGAGAAACAAAAAAAAAACAACGUAAAACGAAACAAUUACACAAACCAGAAAAAAACAGCGAAAGCGGCAACGAAAAGGAAAAGGAUUACUUGAAAAUAUUAUUCUUUCAUCAGUCGGGAAAUUGUAACAACAGCAGUAGCAGCAGCAGCAGCAGCCAAGGAUAAUAAAUCUCUUCCAUUUUCCCGACACAACGCUUGUCGGUCGGUGGUUUAACGGUUCCACGGUUACUGGCCACUUGGCUCAGUAGUGAUUUUUUUCUCCUUCUCUCGAUCGUGUUCUCUCCUGUGUGUUGAGUGUUUUGUGUCCAUCCGUACGAAAGCAACGAGAUAGAGGGAAAAAAACCCCGAGCAAACGUCGAACGGCUGGAUUUGAUUUUCUUCGCUUCGGGAUUAAAGCAAACACCGCACAGGCUAACAAGGCCUCUAUAAUGAUUGUAUAAGAAAUAAAAAAUGGUAGCCGAUCUAAGUUGAUAAAAAUGGAUUUCAAGGAAAUAAUAUUGCUGCUAUGUCUGAUCCUAACGUUGGCAAAGGCAACACACAAAGAUAACCGAGGUGGCUCAAAUGAAACCCUAAGCACUUGGUCACCGUCGGGCGUGGAUCUGGAGGAUGAAGAUGACGAGGAGGUACAGAAACGAGCUAAAGCUCAAGGUUGGUCAUCGUGGACGGAAUGGUCAACCUGUUCGCGUUCGUGUGAUGGUGGCGUUGCGUACCAGCUACGCCGGUGUCACGCACCCCACGGCUGCAAGGGUGAUGCGGUGCGGUACAAAAUUUGCAACAUGCAGCCCUGUCCGGAGCAGCAAGAUUUCCGCGCCCACCAGUGCUCGGCGUACGACGAUGUGCCCUACGAUGGUGCCCUGCUGAAGUGGACCCCACACUACGACUACUCGGAACCGUGUGCCCUCACCUGCCGGGGCCGACCACAGCACCUGCUGGAGGAUAUGCCCGAUUCGGCCGGUGCUAGCGAAUCCUUUCCCAUCAGUGACGACGAACCGAGCGUCAUCGUGCAGCUUUCCAAUCGAGUGCAGGACGGUACCAGAUGUCGUCCGGGCAGUCUCGACAUGUGCAUCCAGGGAAAGUGUCAGCGCGUUGGAUGCGACCUAAAGAUUGGCUCUACGAAGAAGAUCGAUGUGUGCGGCGUCUGUGGUGGCGAUGGAACGUCCUGUACGCAACCACUCUACCAGUGGGAAAUAGCACCGAUGUCACUAUGUUCCGUAACCUGCGGCGGUGGAUACAAAAUGGCCAUGCCAACGUGCCGGAAUCGAGUGACCGGUGUAGAUGUGGAAGAGUCACUGUGCAAUGCUUCUUCGCGUCCGGAACCCACCGUAGUGCAAUGCAAUACCCAUCUCUGUCCCCCGAAAUGGGUGACGGAUGACUGGCGACCAUGCUCCAAACACUGCGGUGGAGGCAUUCGAGAGCGAGUGGUAGCUUGUGCGGAGGAAAGCAAUGGCGCCAAGAACAAAGUACCGGACGAGGCUUGCCGGGGAGUGAGACCGAAAAAUCAAGAACCGUGCAAUGUUCAGGAGUGCCCAAAGUGGGUCGUCGGCGAAUGGAGUGGGUGUUCCGUAUCGUGCGGUAGCGGUAUUCAGGUGCGCAGUGUCGAGUGUAUGGACACGAAUGGUCAUUACAGUGCGCAGUGUGAUCCGGGAGCGAAACCAGUUACCGGGCAGCCAUGCACUACGGGUAUCAUCUGUAAUGCGGGUUCGGUUUCGUCCGGAUUGAGCAAUGGUGGCGGUUCCAUUACGGGCACAACGGUUUCAGGCAGUUCCAAUGCUGGCAUCAUUGCGGUACCACCCUCGUCGGCGUCCGAUUUUGAUGCGGUGGCGAUGGGCGUUGAUGGGGAAGCUGAGCGGGCAAGCAUUUCUGCCAUGAUGAAGGAGAAGGCGGCGAUGCAUCAUGAGCGCGAUCCAACGCUGAUGACGUACAACGAUCAGCCGUACUACGCGCAACCGUUGCGUCAGGAUCGGUUACCCAAGGCGGAGAAAAUUGUUUCCCAGCGGGUGCCCAGCGAAGCCACCUUCAUUCAGGACACCGAAUGGUCACCGUGCAGCGUAACGUGCGGCGAAGGGAUCCGCCGGAAGCCGUUCCGGUGCAAGAUUUUCCUCGAAUUUUCCAAACGCGUCGCGGUGCUAAACGAUUCACUCUGUCACGCCUACAAACCGCUGGACGAGGUGGAACGUUGCGUCAUGGAACCGUGCUCGUACUCGCACAAUUUCGAGGACACCUAUCUCAAAGAUGGAAAUCGACAGAGCUUAGAAAACAUCAAGGUACACGUGUCCGUGCCAGGAAAGACGUAUUCGUGGCGGGAGGAAGGUUACACGAGCUGCAGUGCAUCCUGUUUGGGUGGUGUCGAGGAGCUAAUCAUCAACUGCGUGCGGGACGAUACGAGCAAGAUCGUGUCACCGUUUCUCUGUUCACCCGAGACGAAACCGGAAGCACGGAUUCGCACGUGUAACGAUAUCCCCUGUCCACCGCGGUGGAACUAUUCCGAGUUUACACCGUGCUCCAAGUCGUGUGGAUUUGGCAUACAAACGCGCGAGGUGACGUGCAUCCAUGAGGUGACGCGUGGCGGUGAAAACACGAUGAUCGUUCCGAACAGCAUGUGCACCACGAAACCUCAACCGGAUCGACAGUACUGCAAUAUCAUUGACUGUCCCGUCCGGUGGGAAGUGUCCGAGUGGAGCAAGUGUUCCAAAUCGUGCGGUGGAGGCUUCAAAGAGCGACGUGUAGAAUGCAAACAGAUCAUGGCCCAGGAGCAUAAAGUCGAACGGCCGGCCUCGAUGUGUCCGAGCAGUAAACCACCGGAUAAGAAACCUUGCAAUACGAAAGCAUGCGCACCGGAAGAUCAACGUCCACCGAUCGCCGGUACCAAUUCUACCUUCAUCCAGCACGAUCCUAAGAAGAAUAAAAUCACACUGAAAAUUGGUGGUGCGGCGACCGUUUUCUACGGUACGCAGGUUAAAAUAAAGUGCCCGGUAAAGCGCUUCAAUCGAACGAAGAUCCGCUGGACGAAGGAUCAGCAACCGUUGCUGAAGACGAAAAAGAUUAAAAUGUCAAAGAAGGGAGCGCUGCGCAUACUGGAUGUAACGUUCCGGGAGGCUGGCAUCUACACGUGUCAUGCCGGGUUGAGUCAUGCUGAUCUGAAGCUAGCGGUCAAGGCAAAACCCGGUGGUGAAAAUCAACCGAACGAAGAUCAUGAACGACAUCGGGGUGCAGAUCCUAAUGCACUGUUGGCGAACUCGUAUGCUAUGGCGAAUGGAAAUGAGGAUGAAAAAAGUGGGAGAAAAAAUCGUGACCGAAAUCGGGGGAGAAAUCGACAACGACAGCAACAGGAUACAUUACUAACCGAACAGGGCGAAGGAACGGAGGAUGAGGAGCCGCUACGGUCACACUCACAAAUGACCGUUUCCGGCAGUACGGUGCCGUCGGAUGCGUCGUCCGCAGCCAGUUCCGGCACCCGUACCUUACCAUUGCCCCAAUUCCAGCAUCUUCUGGCCGGUCUACAGCUUCUUUGGCCAUUUCAGACAUUCAGCAAUAGCAAGAAUGCAAGACAGCAGCAGUAUCUUACCGAGCAUGGUUAUGAUCCAUUCGAUGGAUCGAUCGGACGUGGUGAUCGAGAGCACGAGGAGGAACCACCCCGUCCAUUGAACGUGUAUCAGCUGUUAAAGUCACGCCACACCAACGAAUCCGUGGACGAACCGAUGAUACACGAUGGUCAAGCAACGGAGGGUUACGAGUUCGAAUGGAUGACAACACCCUGGUCCGAGUGUUCCCAAACGUGUGGUGCCAAUGGUGGUGGAUAUAAGCUUCGCUCCGCUCACUGUAUGCUGCGGAUGAGCAAUGCGAGCCGCACGGUCGACAACAGUUUUUGUGAGGACGCUGGUCUGCACGUGCCGGAAACGGUCGACAAAUGUGGCAACAUCGACUGUCCACGCUGGGUAACGACGGAUUGGAGUGCUUGCCAGCAGUCGAAGUGCUUUUCGUGGCAUACUGCCCUACAGCGGCGUGACGUUUUCUGCCAGUUCGAUGGUGAGCGAAGCGAUGAGAAGGUGUGCGAGGAACAGGAAAAACCUGUCACCAAGCAGGAAUGUUACAAUGAGCUGUGUAAGGGCGUUUGGCGCGUCGAACCAUGGUCGGAUUGCAAUGCAGCGUGCGAAGGACAGGGCAUUAAAUACAGGAUACUACAGUGCGUCUGGUACGGGACGAAAAAACCGGCCGGUAAUGCGUGUCGCGAACUGCCACGACCAGCCGUUAUGAAAGUGUGUAAAGGACCACCCUGUAUUUCGAAUCUUUCGGAGUGUAAGGAUUUGUCGAGGUACUGUAGAAACGUUAAAAGCAUGGGCCUUUGCAGACUGCACCGUUACCAGCAACAGUGUUGCAAGACUUGUAGGUUUAAUAUUUACCACUAAGUACCGUACCAUCCCGGGGACUGCCAAUAUCGAUACAGCAGGAUGCGCGCAGAUGACGUUCGAAACACGGUCGAGUGUUGUGUUUGUCGAAAGUGCAUUCAACACCGGACAUUGGAGCCAGGCAAUUGGAGUACGCGGGAGUUCCUUCCUGUUGCUCUCACUCUCUCCCUCUAACACUUCCGGACCCGGCGCCAUCAUUAGCGAUAGUCUGACAGCGUGGACAGCCAGGCGUACCACUGAAACAAAUCAACGAACUUGUGUAUGAUACAGUAUAGCUAUUGACACCUAUUACCGAAGACUUAUUUAAGAUAGUCAAUUAUGUAGUACUUGACUAUGUGAACAUUUGCUGGAAAGAGCCAACAAAACUACACAUACACACAAACACACACACAAACAGACACUUAGGGGCAAGAUGGCGCAGUACUAUUGAUCGGUGCAAAUGUUAGUCUAUUGUUGAGAAUUUAUGUAGGAAUGGUUUGCGUUCUACAGACGGGGGCAUGUUUUUUUGAAAAUAUAGGCAACAGGCUAUAUGAUCGGUUGACGAUAAUGAGCCAUGUUUCACUAUUGACACGACCACAAGAAAUGAACGAUAGCCGGCACGGUGCCAUUGGAUGGAGGUGUCUGUCUGUUAACUUCGCGCGCACUGUUGGAUUGUAUGUACAUAAGAAAAACAAGAAACACACACACUCCUAUUGAAAAAAAAACAAGAAAAAACCCUAUACAUAUAAAUAUACAUAUAUUAACGCAAACACAAAUAGGGAAAAAUUCUACAAGCGAAACAAUAUAGGUUUAGGUGAUAAUUGAUGAGGCAACAACAAAAAAAAAACGAGAGAAGAAAAGGCGAAUGUGAAAGAGAGAACAAGUGAACAUAGUAAUAGCAAAUGGUCGACACUAAAAAAGAAAGCUGUAAGUCUUGUUUUGCUAACUAAUACAAGCGGCGGUCGUAAUGCUUUGAUAAAAAGUUCAUUGCUUGUUGAUAGUCGGAUAGGAUAGGUGCUGCUGCAAGUAUUACCGUUUGUUAAAAGAAGAAACAAAAACAAAAACCACACACUCAUCAACCCCUAUAAGAAAAAACCCCGAUGCCCGAGUAAACCCCGGACGAAAGCAUAUGUUUUUUGAUAGAGCCAUUUACAAAUUAAAUUACGCCCUGCUGCAUAAUUCCACAUUGGGUCAAUAUUUUUCACUCAUCAGCAAAGGAAAAACCUACGAAUUUUCUUUUAUAAUGUCACUAUCUCUCUCUCACACCCUCACACAUCCCAUUUACCUACGUUCCUCUGCCUGGUAGGAAUACAUUAACAAAACCAAAUGGUAUUAAUGUACGGAUUUUGCGAUUAACUACCACCUUUUUGGAACAAAACCACUUCGAAUAGAGAAAAAGCACGCGAUAGAUGAUUCAUUUAAUGGACCAUUUUUUCCAUCUCAUAACACUUAUCAUUCGGUACUCUUUUUCUCAUACUACCCAAAAAGUCCCCAAACUAUGCGCUCUGCUACACGUUAUAAGUGAACGAUAUUAAAAAUAUCAUCAGCAAACAAAAACACAUACAGUGGGAACAGUAAAGAUGGCUGGCGAACAUUUUAGUGACUCAAUGACAGGUCACAAUGUUACUACGGAGAACCGAAUUUUUGCCACCACAAAAACACACAAACACACAACCUAAUCAAAAACACACUCACACACUAACGAUUAAUCUCCUCUUUCUUUCGACGCUUUCGAAUUAUACUAUUUACUCUCCCCCUUUCCAUUUUCCUAAUGUUCAUAAGUAAUCAUACUCUUCAAACUAAGCCAUGCAACAACUACGUGCAGCCGUUUCAUUUCGUUUCUAAACAUAGGCAAAACAAAAGUAAUGAAAAUUAAUAUAUAAACCGAAAACUAACAUGAGUAAAGCAGUUGAGGAUAAUCAGAAAGAGCAGAAGAAAACGGAAAAGGUAAUAGAAAAUUACUACCAUGUUUUACCGUGCUAAACCGUGGAUGGCCAUGCAAAUUGGGUGCAAAACAUUUGGAAAAGAAGACGAAAAAACAUGAGUAAACAAUAAAAGAAAGAGAGAAGAAAAAAAAGACAAAACACAAACAAAUUAAAACUCGUUCUUCUUUACGGUCGGGGCUGCAAAAGCCACAAGAGAAAUGAAAAAAAAAAACAAAAAACCCGGAUAACAGCUAAAAGACCAAACCAAACGAAAGGCAGACACGUCAACAGACACGAGAAUCAAAGCACGCAUGUAACAGGUAAGAGCAAAAUCUUUUUUUUUUGUUUUUUUUUUAUUUCAAACGAUGACUGAAAAACAUGUACAUAAGAGGAUAGAAGAACAAAGCAAAAGAAGUCAUUUAAGAACAAGUAAUAGGCAAUGAAUAUGGGAAUCGAAAAAAUGUAAUACAGUAACUUAUCAUUGUUAAACCUUUAUUAGUUCAAAUAUUUUGUUUUACUGAAUUACUGUUUUUGUUAGAAUUUAAAUAUUUCUUCUUAGACAUAAACAUUUAACUAAUAUGAUUUUUAACAGUUUUUAAUUUUCUUUUCUUCUUGAAACUAACGAUUUUUUGUAAGCUUUGAAAAAAAAAUUACUUUCACUCCCUGUAAAAAUAUAUAUUGAGUUUAAUCUGAAGCCAGACAUCAAGUUUGCAAAAAUAGAUAAAGUGGAAGAAAACUGAUUAUCUACUGUUGUAAAAUGGUACUGGUUUGUUUCUAGUGUUAUGCAUAGAAAGUGUAAAACUUAUUAAAAAAAAGGUCGAUUAAAUUGAUAAAGAAAUGAACUUGGGGGUGUUGUUUAAAUCCUAAGAUCUAUUUAAUUAGUUAGAGAAUAAAUGAAAAAAAAAUAACUAUUUAAACGAGGAAGAAAAUAAAACAGCGAAUGUGCGACUAUGUUGCAAAACGCGUAAUAAAACAAAACAAGAAAACAAAACUAACACACCUAAUGAAAACAAAAACACACACACAAAUACACAGACACAUUUGCAAAGCCUAGUUGACGAAAGUGAACCAAAAUGAGAGUUAAUUAAGAUAAGAAAAGUAAGUUAAAGCGUUGAAAAAUGAAAACCAAACAAAAACAGCAAAACUGACAAACAAAACAAUCCGAAUGCGCUCCGAGCUCAGAACGAUCGAAACACGAAAGAGAGGACGAAGCGAAAAAUAUUUCAUAGCUACAUUUAACCUCUUUGCCAGCUAAACCGAAAAGCAGAAAUACUAUUAUUACACACAUGCAACCGAACGGAGCAAAUAGUUAAAGUAAUACAAAAUACACAAAAAAGGUAAUAUUCAUAAUGGAAGAAUUGUGCGACUUGUAGUAGCAGCUGGUACAGUACCACUAACGAGCGAUUCCUGUACAUUAAAAGUAAAAAACGAAACCUUGGCAAGCAAGAGACAAUGUAAGUGGGGAAAUGAUAAUUUGAAACGUUUAAGCUUUGGCACUUUGCUGAGCAAAAAUAUUGAAAGAGGCAGAAAAACGAUUUGUUGCCAUUUUUUUCGCUUGUUGGAAUAGAAAAGCUUGGCUAAAAAGAUGCAAUCAGCGUAGGAAAAUUAAACGUAUUACUUUAUUCUGCUUGUCUUCUUUUCGUUUGUCUAAUUUGUAAUUAUGUACCGAUUAAUAAUUUCGUUCAUCCUUCACUUUAUCCGGUAUGUUAGUGUGCUCUACCACUAGUAGAAUGCAAAGAAUUAGGAAACAAAAUCCCCAAACGGGAUGGCCAUAUUACGUGCAAUAGUGCAUUUAUGUAAAAAAUGUGAUACUUUUCACUCAGCUCUAUACGGCUGAGCCGUGUAUUUGGGUGGAUUGAGUGCAAAAAAGAAAAGCAAGAAAAAAAUAAAAAGAAGAGUCAUCCCUCGAAUUAUCCGUCAACAUGUGUGUACGAUACAUUUAGAUGCAAGCAAGCCUAAACACAGUGUGAGUUGGCGAUGAAAGUGAUUCCAGAUCUAAAUUAUUGUAUGCGCAAUGCCAUUUCCUAGGUACAUUACAAUGCUAAAUUGAUGAGCAAGCGGGACGAGAAUGGUAGAAAGAUGCAUUUACAGCAGCCCGCAAGGUGAAGCAUUUGGCGGUUUAGAAGAAACGAUCCGGCAGCCGGAUUUACACAACUCCGUUUGCAAUCAAACAACACUAAACCAAAACACAAAAAAACUUUUCCCGUCGAAAUAUAAACAAUUUGCAGAAAGCUUUAUCGAUGUUUAUUAUUUUUCGAUGUUUCGCCAUUAGUAUCGCCAUUAGGUUUUCUAAAAAGCGAACCAUCUGUUGUAACUGAAAUGAAAGGAAAUUUGCAAAAAAACAAACAGACACAGAAAGUGAUCGGUUCAAACACAAAACACGAAUUCGAAAGAAAAGACAAACGAAAGCAAAGAAGAACAGAUAAGUAGAAGAAACAAUCGAAUACCAUUUAGUGCGUAACUGCGCCCGGACGCUUGAUUUAAAGUCGCAAGAGCAAGAAGUAAACAAGAAACAACACACUUAACAACAGUAAGAAGAAGAAAAACUGAAAAACGAAUAUAUUUAUGAUAAUUAUACAUUUCACUGUAAUAUGAUUAUCAUUAAUAUUAACUAUUAUACAACUUAAAAAUCAUAUAUAGGAAGGUUAUUAGUUCAAAGAACGAAAUCGGGGAGUAGAAGAAAAAUAAAACGACCCCAACGCAUCGCGCACUGAUCCAGGUGAAGUGGUCGGAUGAUAAUUCUCAAUGCAACUAUUAGACAAGGAGAUUAAUAUAAACAGCAAUACACACAAAAACAUGCAUACACUAAUACACGGACACACACACAGACGUACACACUCUUACAAAAAGGUGUGAAGACAAGAAAAUGGGGGAAAAAUAAAGUAUUUUUUAUUUAAAAUGAAACCAAAACAAA